AUGGGUUGUAGUUCUACUAAAGGAAGGAGAAAAGGUUCACUUUCUAUUCCAAAAACUGGUAUUUUGAAAAGACCAAGCACUUAAUAAUAAGUUUAAUAAGAAAUAGUUAAUACUAAAAAGAAGACUCUUAGUUUUUAAAUGAUAUCAAUCAAUUCCCAAGAAGUAAACAGAAGAAGUAUACAUACAAGACAGAUUAUUUCUGACUGA
This is a messenger RNA of Paramecium primaurelia, 207 nucleotides long. The record is from the annotation of a GenBank genome assembly. Lineage: Eukaryota; Ciliophora; Oligohymenophorea; Peniculida; Parameciidae.